Messenger RNA from Chroicocephalus ridibundus (black-headed gull), 1159 nucleotides. It is a transcript of the gene SAE1, whose product is annotated as SUMO1 activating enzyme subunit 1. Gene Ontology annotation, biological process: protein sumoylation. The coding region runs from base 59 to 1078 and encodes 339 amino acids. Lineage: Eukaryota; Metazoa; Chordata; Aves; Charadriiformes; Laridae. Gene Ontology annotation, cellular component: cytoplasm; SUMO activating enzyme complex. The record is from RefSeq and is a predicted model, not a curated record. Gene Ontology annotation, molecular function: SUMO activating enzyme activity. The transcript has 9 exons.
CCGCGCUCGCGCGGGCCGCCAGGGGGCGCCGCGCCGGCCCUGAGGCGGCGGCGGCGGGAUGGUGGAGAAGGAGGAGGGUGGCCCCGGCGGCAUCAGCGAGGAGGAGGCGGCACAGUAUGACCGGCAGAUCCGGCUGUGGGGGCUUGAGGCCCAGAAACGGUUACGAGCUUCCCGGGUGCUGCUGGUGGGGAUGAAGGGAUUGGGAGCCGAAGUGGCGAAGAAUCUCAUCUUGGCAGGAGUCAAAGGCUUGACCAUGUUGGACCAUCAGCAGGUUUCCCGAGAGGAUACGCGAGCUCAGUUCCUCAUCCCGGGGGGUUCCUUGGGCCGGAACCGAGCGGAAGCCUCCCUGGAGCGGGCGCAGAACCUCAACCCCAUGGUGGACGUCAAAGCCGACCCCGAGAAUGUGGAAAACAAACCCGAGGAGUUUUUCACCCAAUUUGAUGCAGUGUGUUUAACCUGCUGCUCCCGCGACGUGAUGGUGAAAAUCAACCAGAUUUGCCACAAAAACAGCGUCAAAUUCUUCACCGGCGACGUUUUUGGCUACCACGGUUAUAUGUUUGCUGACCUCGGGGAGCACGAAUUUGUGGAAGAGAAAACCAAAGUGGCCAAAGUCACCCCGGGGGUGGAAGAUGGGCCGGACACUAAAAAAGCCAAACUGGAUUCUCCGGAGACCACCAUGGUGAAAAAACGGGUGGUUUUUUGCCAGCUGAAGGAAGCCCUGGAGAAAGCGGCUCCGAAACGCAUCGCUCCCGAUUAUUUCCUCCUCCAAGUUCUGUUGAAAUUCCGGACAGAUAAUGGUCGGGAUCCAUCCCCCCAAAAUUACUCCCAAGACUCCCAGUUGCUCCUCCAGAUCCGCCGGGAUGUUUUGGAAGCGCUGGGAGUCGGUGCCGACCUCUUGCCGGAUGAAUUCGUCAGCUAUUGCUUCUCGGAAAUGGCUCCCGUCUGCGCCGUGGUGGGGGGCGUCCUGGGCCAGGAGGUCGUCAAGGCCCUGUCCCAGCGGGACCCCCCCCACAACAACUUCUUCUUCUUCGACGGCAUCAAGGGCAACGGCGUCGUGGAGUGUCUGGGCCCCAGCUGAGGGGGGCCACCAAUUUGGGGGGUGGGGGGUGCAAUUCCCCUUCCCCCCCCCUCCCCCAGCGGUUAUGGGUUAAAUGUGGGG